AUGGAGCCUCCUCCCUGGAUUGAUCCUGGUAAUGCAUUUAGAAUAGUGGUUAAGGUUGAAAAGUAUAAGGCAUUUGCGGAGUCUGGUAUUGUACAAAUUGAUGAACAAGAACAUGUGCUGUGUGAAGCUGAUUGGAAGGUUAGGAAAAAUGAGCAUUUUAAGUCAAUGAUUAAGCACAGAUGGAAUGUUGGAGUAGAAAAUGUUAGUGUAGAAGUUGUGGACAGAUGGAAUGAAGGGUACCAGAAUGUUAACAGUUGUGCAGGGUCAGUAGGCAUUUCUGGAGUAACAAAUGAAGACACUCAACAAGAUGGUGAAGCUUAUGUUCUGACUGAUGAGGACAUGGUUUAUGAGGCAAUGGGCUUCAAAGCAACAGAUGAGGCAGCAGCUCAAGCAGCAGCACAAGCAGCAGCAGAAGAAGAAGAAGGUUCUAUCCCUGACAUUCCUCCUGACGUACAAGAAGAGAUGCAUGAGGAUGGAAUUAAUGUUGAUGACAAUGAACCUUCAGAGCCAAUACUUGAGUGGGAUAGGGACAACCCAGACAUGAGGGUGGGCACAAUCUAUCCUAACAUGGUAGAUUUUAAAUUGGCAGUUAGACAGCAUGCUAUAGUCAAUGAGUUUGAGCUGAGAACUGAAAAGUCAAACAAAGAAAGAUUCAGGGGGCAUUGCUUGGCUAAAUGGUGUCCAUGGGUCCAAAUAAACAAUGCAAUUCAUAAGUGUGCUUCAAGAAGCAGAGUGGUGGGCAAAAUGGCCAAUCAAGCAUGGGUUGCUGAGAGGGCCAUACCUUUGCUCAAGAGGAAGCUUGGAAUGGGUGUUGCAGAUGUGAAGGAAGCAUUGGAGGACAAGUACAAAAUUAAGAUGAACUACCAGACAGUUUGGUUUAAGGCAGAAGUUGAGUUGAGGCAGCCUGGUAGUGUAGUUGAGAUAGAUACUGUCAAAAUUGGAGAGAAGCACCAUUUCAACGGAUUUUUUUGUGCUUUCAGAGAUAGUAUAGAUGGAUUUUUGUAUGGGUGCAAACCUUACAUUAGUAUAGAUUCCACAGCUUUGAAUGGGCAGUGGAAUGGACAUAUGCCUGCAGCCUUAGCUUUAGAUGGCCAUAAUUGGAUGUUCCCUUUGGCCUUUGGUUUUUUUGAUUCAGAGACCAAGGAAAAUAGGAUUUGGUUCAUGGAGCAGUUAGGCAAGGCCAUUGGGGUACUUCCAAGAAUGGCUAUUUGUACUAAUGCUUGCAAGGGCCUAGAAUCUGCUAUGAAGCAUGUUUUCCCAUGGGCUGAACAGAGGGAAUGUUUCAGGCACUUGAUGGAAAACAUGAAGAAGAAGUUCACAGGAAAUGUGUAUGCUGAAAACAUGUGGCCUGUUGCAACAACUUACUCAGUUGCCAAGCACAAUUAUUUUAUGAGUAAAGUCUUGGAAGCUAGCCCUGAAGUAGGAAAAUGGUUAGAUGAGCACCAUAAUCUCUUGUGGGCCAGAUCCAAGUUCUCUUCAGACAUCAAAUGUGACUACAUCCUCAACAAUUUGGCUGAGUCUUGGAAUGCAUGGAUCAAAUAA
Setaria italica (foxtail millet) is the source of this 1542-nucleotide messenger RNA. RefSeq lists its product as uncharacterized. Lineage: Eukaryota; Viridiplantae; Streptophyta; Magnoliopsida; Poales; Poaceae. The record is from RefSeq and is a predicted model, not a curated record. The coding region runs from base 1 to 1542 and encodes 513 amino acids. The transcript has 6 exons.